Molecule: messenger RNA, 399 nt
Organism: Rodentolepis nana
Lineage: Eukaryota; Metazoa; Platyhelminthes; Cestoda; Cyclophyllidea; Hymenolepididae
Source: the annotation of a GenBank genome assembly
AUGCUGUGCUAUAACUGUUCCCCCCCCCCCCCUCUGCANUUUAAUCUUUCCCCCCCCCCCCCUCUGCAGCUAGACUCGAUCUACAAGCAGCGAGGGAGAGAGUGGUCGGCGGCGGUGCUAUCAUCAACACACUGGCGCCAUUCGACUGCUCUCUACCGAAGAACGGAAUCUCGUCGCCAACCUUCCUCCUCCUCCUCCUCGGCAUCGCCAUCAAGGCUAGGCUGGCUGGACGAAUGCCAGAUCGAAUUAAAUUUGACAUACAGCACCACCCACCCACCCCACAACCCAAACUCACCUCCUUCCUCGCAUUUAUCCUCCAGACGUGAGGAUUCACUGGAGGCUCCAAGUUUGCGCCUGAUGAUGUUAUCGAUAAUAUUACUUGGGACAGGGGCAGAAUGA